UGUCAUCGUUCGCACAUAACCUCUGCCAGUGCUGUUUCGUUUUUCUUUUGCUUUGCUGCUGCGAAAAUAAUUUCAAUAAAAUCUAACGAAAUCAAACCUUAUCCUCGUUAAUCGUUCGUAACUAGUUAGAACAAAGAGACAGCAAACAUGUCCCGUGGAAGCAGCGCUGGUUUCGAUCGUCACAUUACGAUUUUCUCGCCGGAAGGUCGUCUCUAUCAAGUUGAGUAUGCAUUUAAAGCCAUCAACCAGGAGGGACUGACCUCGGUUGCUCUCAAAGGGAAGGAUGUAGCUGUGGUGGCCACUCAGAAGAAAAUUCCCGAUAAGCUGAUCGAUCCGAAAACGGUGACGCAUCUGUACCGGAUCACCCGGAAUGUGGGCUGUGUAAUGACUGGCCGGAUUGCCGAUUCGAAAUCACAGGUGCAGAGGGCCCGGUAUGAAGCGGCCAAUUGGCGCUACAAGUACGGCUACGAUAUGCCGGUGGAUGUGCUCUGUCGAAGGAUGGCCGAUAUUUCGCAGGUUUACACACAGAACGCCGAGAUGCGACCGCUGGGUUGCAGCAUGGUUCUUAUCGCAUUCGACGACGAGAAUGGUCCCUGUGUGUACAAGACGGACCCGGCCGGGUACUACUGCGGAUAUCGUGCUGUUUCCGUUGGAGUCAAACAAACGGAAGCCAACAGUUAUCUGGAGAAAAAAUUGAAGAAAAAACCCAAUUUUAACGAGGAGGAAGCAAUCCAGCUUGCUAUCACCUGCCUCUCAACGGUGUUGGCGGUAGACUUCAAACCGUCAGAAAUCGAACUGGGUCUAGUUACAAGAGAAAAUCCAGAAUUUCGCAUGAUGACCGAGGAAGAGAUUGAAGUUCAUCUAACUGCUAUCGCCGAAAAAGAUUAAACAUCCCGCUUAAGUUUCAAAUUCGAUUUAUUUCAAAUACGCAUUCGUUCUUACUCUAGAAAGAAACAUUAAUCUAAAAUUAUUCCACUCCAAA
This is a messenger RNA of Topomyia yanbarensis, 982 nucleotides long. Its product is annotated as proteasome subunit alpha type-6-like. Gene Ontology annotation, biological process: ubiquitin-dependent protein catabolic process. The transcript is spliced from 3 exons. NCBI's taxonomy places the organism in Eukaryota, Metazoa, Arthropoda, Insecta, Diptera, Culicidae. The coding region runs from base 148 to 888 and encodes 246 amino acids. Gene Ontology annotation, cellular component: proteasome core complex; cytosol; nucleus. The record is from RefSeq and is a predicted model, not a curated record.